AUGCUGAAUAUGGAAGCAAACAUUGACCCGUUGGAGCUGCAGCCGCUGGGGGAGUAUGACUUCGAGAAGAACUUUAAUCACCGGGCAGCCAGGAAAUGGAUGGAGGAGAAUUGGCAGAAGUCUUUAAUUUUUUCUGUUAUUUAUUUGAUCCUGAUCUUUGGAAUCCAGCAUUUCAUGAAGGAACGGAGGCCCUUCAAACUGCGUGGACCACUGGUCCUGUGGUCCUUCAGCCAGUCUUUGUUCAGUUUCAUUGCAGCCUAUCAGAUCUGGAAGCAGAUGGCUUUCCUCCUUCUUACCAAGGGAUUUAAGCAACCGGUGUGUAUUCUAUCUUUUUAUGUCCACCCUGUUUCCAAGCUUUGGAUGUAUCUAUUUGCACUGAGCCAACUUGUUGAAAUAGGUGACACUUUGUUCAUUGUUCUUCAGAAAAAGAAGCUCAUCUUCCUCCACUGGUACCACCACCUUUUCACAAUGAUUUUGUGCUGGUAUAGCUAUAAGAUGAUGGCAGCUGGGGCAGGGUGGAACGCAGCCUUAAACUUCAGUAUCCAUUUUGUGAUGUACUUCUACUAUGCUGUGGCAGCCGUGGGCAUCCGGGUACCCCACUCCCUCACCAUGCUAAUCACCACUUCACAGAUGGUGCAGAUUACAGGAUUUGUAAUAAUUAAUGUCUUUAUCUUCUUCUGGAAGGAUGAUAAGCUCUGCCAAGUUACCUGGCCAAUGCUUUUCCUUUCAUCAAGCUUGUAUACCACUUUAUUUGCCCUCUUCUCCAACUUCUUCGUGAAAACUUACCUUAGUAGCACCCAGAAAUCAAAAAGAAAUUAA
This is a messenger RNA of Vidua chalybeata, 819 nucleotides long. RefSeq names its product ELOVL fatty acid elongase 3 (gene ELOVL3). The transcript is spliced from 4 exons. Gene Ontology annotation, molecular function: fatty acid elongase activity. Bases 1 to 819 code for a protein of 272 amino acids. NCBI's taxonomy places the organism in Eukaryota, Metazoa, Chordata, Aves, Passeriformes, Viduidae. The record is from RefSeq and is a predicted model, not a curated record. Gene Ontology annotation, cellular component: endoplasmic reticulum membrane. Gene Ontology annotation, biological process: fatty acid elongation, saturated fatty acid; sphingolipid biosynthetic process; very long-chain fatty acid biosynthetic process.